AUGUCGGAUCAACUGCCUGAGCUCAACACCCUGCCGUGUGCAGUUUCAGCACAGUACGCAGCAACUGACGGAGCAGAAGAUGCAAGGGAGAUGAGACUGAGAGCGCUUGAAGGGCUGCUGGAGGAGACACGGAAGGGACUGAAGGAGGCUGAGAGGAGCAGAGCAGCCGAGUUGGUGUUACUGAAAGGGGAGCUGCUAACCGUGCGGGGAGAGCUGGUGACUGCAAGGGGGGAGUUGCUAACAACAAGGGGGGAGCUGGCGAUUGUGAAAGGGGAGUUGGAUGCAGUGAAAAAGGGGUUUAUGGAAUCAAAAGGAGAGCUGGCUGAACAGGAGUGCUUGCAGAAAGUGAAGGGGGAAAAGCCGGCUUUGGAGGAGGAGGUGAAGGAGGUGAAGAGGAAAGGAGUGUGUUUGGAUCAGGCAGCAGUGAUGCCGUGCCCGGCACCGAAGCAUCUGGAGUUUGACGUUGAAGAGGAGCUGAGGAUGCGCCAGGGGGUUCAUAAAAUGGUUUGGCAGAGGAUUCAUGCGACCACAACACUGGAUCUGAAGGGCCUCCCCGUGCUCAUGAAGCUCUCUCAUGCGCUCUCUCAUGCGCUCUCUCACGCGCUCUCUCACGCACUCUCUCACGCGCUCUCUCACGGGCUCUCUCACGCACUCUCACUCGCUCUCUCUCGCACUCUCUCUCGCGCUCUCUCACGCGCUCCCUCACGCGCUCUCUCACGCACUCUCUCACGCACUCUCUCACGCGCUCUCUCACGCGCUCUCUCACGCGCUCUCUCACGUGCUCUCUCACUCGCUCUCACUCGCUCUCUCUCGCGCUCUCUCACGCGCUCUGUCACGCGCUCUCUCACGCGCUCUCUCACACGCACUCACGCGCUCUCUCACACACACCCUCACGCGCACACUCACGCGCACUCUCAUGCGCUCUCACCCGCUCUCUCAUGCGCUCUCUCACGCGCUCUCUCACACGCCCUCUCAUGCUCUCUCCCUCUCGCGCUCACUCACGCGCUCUCUCACACGCUCUCUCACGUGCUCUCUCACGCGCACUCUCACGCGCCCUCUCAUGCUCUCUCUCUCUCGCGCUCACUCACGCGCUCUCUCACGAGCUCUCACACGCGCACUCUACUCUCACACGCACUCUCACGCGCUCUCACCCGUGCUCUCUCACGCGCUCUCUCACACGCACUCUCACGCGCUCUCUCACGCGCACUCUCACGCGCACUCUCAUGCGCUCUCACCCGCUCUCUCACACGCUCUCUCACGCACUCUCUCACGCGCACUCUCACCCGCUCUCUCACGCGCUCUCUCACCCGCUCUAUCACGCGCUCUCUCACGUGCUCUCUCACGCGCUCUCUCAUGCGCUCUCUCACACGCCCUCUCAUGCUCUCUCCCUCUCUCGCGCUCACUCACGCACUCUCUCACGCGCCCUCUCAUGCUCUCCCUCACUCGCUCUCUCACGCGCUCUCUCUCGCGCUCACUCACGCGCUCUCUCUCGCGCUCACUCACGCGCUCUCUCACGAGCUCUCACACGCGCACUCUACUCUCACGCGCACUCUCAGGCGCUCUCACCCGCGCUCUCUCACGCGCUCUCUCACACGCACUCUCACGCGCUCUCUCACGCGCACUCUCACGCGCACUCUCACGCGCUCUCUCACGCGCACUCUCACGCGCUCUCUCACGCGCACUCUCACCCGCUCUCUCACGCGCUCUCUCACGCCCUCUCUCACGUCCUCUCUCCCACGCACUCCCUCACGCGCUCUCUCACGUGCACUCUCACACGCUCUCUCACGCGCACUCGGACUCUCACGCGCUCUCUCACGCGCUCUCUCACGCGCUCUCUCACGCGCUCUCUCACGCGCUCUCUCACGCGCUCUCUCACGUGCUCUCUCACGCGCACUCUCCUGA
Closterium sp. Naga37s-1 is the source of this 1902-nucleotide messenger RNA. The record is from the annotation of a GenBank genome assembly. Lineage: Eukaryota; Viridiplantae; Streptophyta; Zygnematophyceae; Desmidiales; Closteriaceae.